AGAACUGAACAAAAAUGGCGACUACCGUCGCACAUAGAGCGCUGCAAAAUCAACCCUUUGGGUUCCUUAGGCUUUCAUUCAAUUUCGUACGGAACUUGAGCACUGCUUCGCCCUCUACUCAAAACCCUAGUGCCUCCUCGGCAACGAAGAAACGUAAACGAAGAAAGAAGAAUCUGUUUGAGGUAGCCCAGUUCUUGCCCAACUGGGGUAUCGGCUACCACAUGGCGAAAACUCACUGGACAAAUGUCUCGUAUCAGAUCACCAAGAUCAAUCUCUACAAGGAUGGAAGGCAUGGCAAGGCAUGGGGAAUUGCUCGUAAGGACGGACCUGUCUAUUUUCGGCGUAUACUUCAGAAGAAAGCUAACAUCUUUGAUAUCACUUAGUUAAGUAUUAUCUGUUGGAGUCUUUAAAUCAAGUGAUGAAAUUUUGUUAUGAAAGAAAAUAAUUGAUGCAUUCCUGACCCCUUUAUACUGCAAGUUUGGUGAUUGCAUGAUUGGCUGAUAAUGUUGGAGCUCUCUUUGCAACAAACUCUCGGUUGGUUUGGUGGGUUGAUAAAGUUCUAUUCUCUAA
Rubroshorea leprosula is the source of this 570-nucleotide messenger RNA. The record is from the annotation of a GenBank genome assembly. NCBI's taxonomy places the organism in Eukaryota, Viridiplantae, Streptophyta, Magnoliopsida, Malvales, Dipterocarpaceae.